This is a messenger RNA of Dujonia railenensis, 738 nucleotides long. NCBI's taxonomy places the organism in Eukaryota, Fungi, Ascomycota, Pichiomycetes, Serinales, Debaryomycetaceae. The record is from the annotation of a GenBank genome assembly.
AUGUAUUUGUUUGUUCUUUUGCUCUUCAUCUUGCCUGGCUUUGGCCUUGAGCUUAAUUUGGUUCCUCCGCCUCAAAACGUCCCAAAGCCUUCCGUGAGAUUUACAAAUUCAGACGACAUCAACCUCAGCCUCUUCAAAAACCCUGGAAAUGUCAUCAAGUUGCUUGACCAGGCAAAAAAAUCUUAUGCCUACGACAAUGAGUACGAAAGCUGGUACUCCUAUGAGUUCUUAGGGGAUGUGGAUAUUAGUUUGCUUAAUACAACCUACCCUGCAACCGACUGUCUAGACAACACUGCAGGUGGGAGUGGUCUGGGUAUCGAUCUAAGCUAUGAGGUUGGGUUACUCGUUACCAACUCAAUUGAACCACUGGCAUCCAUCACAAUGUACACCUUUACCUUAGCAGCGAUGAUCGGAAUGGAGGUAGGUCCUUCAAAAACAUUCUCUGGAUCUUUUACUUGUGGAGUGGAGAAAGGUAUGGUUGGUCAAUUAACUUUGCAGCCAUUCUUAGUAACGACACCUGCAAUCAGACGUACAAAGGUAUCCUUCUCUGGGGGUGGCUUGGUAGAAGAGACUGAAGACGAUAAUGUGGAUGAUGAUUACACCAUUGCCCCAAUGAACCUUCUUGGUGAACGACUUCCUGCGCACCUUCACUGUGUUACAGGAGCCUCUCAAUACGACCCAAAUUUAAGGUGCUUCGAACAGAAGGAAUUCGUAAUCAACCCAAAGGAUAUCUAUUGA